Molecule: messenger RNA, 1419 nt
Organism: Anguilla anguilla (European eel)
Lineage: Eukaryota; Metazoa; Chordata; Actinopteri; Anguilliformes; Anguillidae
Product: diamine acetyltransferase 2-like
Exons: 6
Coding region: 74-682 (202 amino acids)
Molecular function (GO): N-acetyltransferase activity
Source: RefSeq, a predicted model, not a curated record
CCCACUUUCUUCGGUGAGUUUGUUAAAUUUGAGGGCGUUAUUCUCCAACCUGUCCGAGUCCAGAUAUGUACAUAUGCCUUAUUUGCAAACAGGCAAACUUCUGUUUAAUCGAAAAAGUACUACCUCGGUCUUGUGGUCUGUAAUAAACUUGAUCUUGAAAAUGGACUUCACAGUUCGUGCUGCCAAGCCAGAAGAUUGCAAAGAUGUGCAUAGAAUGAUUAAGGAGUUGGCCGCAUAUGAUAAAAUGCCAGACCAUGUUCAGACUUCACAUGAAGAUCUGGAAAAAUAUGGGUUUUCUGCAAACCCCGCGUUUCAGUGCCUUGUUGCAGAGGUCCCUGGGGAACACAAGAGCAAAGAAGGACAUACAACAGUGGGAUAUAUCGUAUACUUUUACACCUUCAGCACGUGGAAAGGACGAUCAAUGUAUUUGGAGGACAUUUAUGUAAUGCCAGAAUUCAGAGGGAAGGGUAUUGGAAAAGCACUCCUAAGCAAAGUGGCUGCGGUGGCAAGGGAAAACCAGUGUGUGCACUUGCAGCUGACAGUGCUGGACUGGAACACUCCAUCCCAGGGAUUCUACUUCAGCAACGGGGCCCAGGACCUGACUACCAUUGUGGGCUGGCGCGUGCUCCGAUUUAAUGGUGACGCACUUGACAAACUAGCAAAAAAAGACCCCAAAAAUUAACCUUCAAGUCCCCGUGUCCAUUCCAUUUCAUCCCAAAUGGCUCAGUGAUCAGUGAUUUAUGUUCUGCUUUCCCCUCUUUCUACUUUUUAAUGUUUAGUGUUCAUAUGAUCUUCAGCAGGGUGUCCUGGUUAUUAGUUUUCUGUAAACAUGCCGUUUCGCUACUGUACUUAAGCACAGUAAAAUCCUUAAUAGACACUUGCAGUCUGCAGUGGUAGCAGGUGCUUUUAUUAAUGUCAGAUCAAGAUAUGAUCGAGCUAAUGAAAUAAUUAAGAGCAGAAGUUGGCACACAAUCGUGAAACAGAUUAGCCCUUGUGCAUCCCAGAUCUACAAUGAUGUGAAAAACACUCCCUUUUAAUUCUAUGGUUUUCCAUAUUAGGACAUGACUGAACCUAAUCUAGUCCUCACCAAGUCCUAACAGUAGAUAAAUCUGACCUCAUGUGACCCAUAACAUGCAGAUUUUAAUUUGUUGUUAGUUAUUCAACCAAAAAUAAGCCAACAUGCAGAAACCAUAUGUGCCCCCUUACCAUUUCCAUAUCCAUGAAGAAGGCAGUUAGAACCAGGUGCUGUAAAUAAAAUGUGCACGAUUGUUGACCAUCAGGAAGUGCUGCCACCUGUAUACAAAAGCAGAAUCUUUGACAGUGUGGUCUGUGGCAUUCAGGUUUGUGUUAACACAGCUUGCCAAGUCACAUAUGUCACAUAAAUGUAACAUUAUCAAUAAAAUGUUUUAAAAUAAUUGA